Molecule: messenger RNA, 513 nt
Organism: Fonsecaea erecta
Lineage: Eukaryota; Fungi; Ascomycota; Eurotiomycetes; Chaetothyriales; Herpotrichiellaceae
Product: ribosomal protein L13
Exons: 2
Coding region: 1-513 (170 amino acids)
Biological process (GO): translation; negative regulation of translation
Cellular component (GO): mitochondrial large ribosomal subunit; ribosome
Molecular function (GO): mRNA binding; structural constituent of ribosome
Source: RefSeq, a predicted model, not a curated record
AUGUCGCAAACAAUAGGCAAGACCCGUCUUGCCUACUCCCGAACAUGGCACUACAUCGAUGUGGGCUCAGAUUCUCGCUCCCUCGGCCGGAUAGCCUCCUCUAUUGCUGUCUUCCUGAUGGGCAAGCACAAGCCCAUUUACGACCCGUCUACUGAUUGCGGCGACUACGUGGUGGCUUGCGGCUGUCACGACAUCCACGUUACCGGCAAGAAACGCCAACAAAAGCAAUACUACACUCACAACACGCGCCCCGGUUCGUUAAAACAGAUGAGCAUGGAGAGGAUGAUCGAGAAGUGGGGUGGUGGAGAGGUCCUGAAGAAAGCUGUAAGAGGAAUGUUGCCCAAGAACAGGUUGAGGGACAAGCGAUUGGCAAGAUUAAAAGUUUUCGAAGGCACUAGCCACCCAUACAAGGCCAACAUUGUGAGAUUCGCAGGGAAGCCGUUCACAGGCGACAAGCCUGGGCCUGUCAUGCAAGCCAUUGAGGCGAGCAAUGAUACUCAAGUGAGCCCCUAG